This is a messenger RNA of Ordospora pajunii, 1050 nucleotides long. RefSeq names its product sirtuin-like protein. The coding region runs from base 1 to 1050 and encodes 349 amino acids. The record is from RefSeq and is a predicted model, not a curated record. NCBI's taxonomy places the organism in Eukaryota, Fungi, Microsporidia, Ordosporidae. Gene Ontology annotation, cellular component: nucleus. The transcript has a single exon. Gene Ontology annotation, molecular function: NAD+ binding; histone deacetylase activity, NAD-dependent.
AUGAUCACAAUAGAUGCUGCCUGGAUCCGAUCAAACAUCAAGGCGUUUGCACAGAAACGAGUGGUGGUGCUGACAGGUGCCGGAAUAUCGGUCUCGUGCGGAAUCCCAGACUUCAGGUCACAGACAGGAAUAUUCAACGACAUCAAGAAAACUCUGGGAAUCAGCGGAAGAAAUCUGUUCACAUACGGAAUAUCUGUAGCAAAGGAAACACGAAGCAUAUACAUAAAGUACAUGAGCAAGCUCAAGAGCAUGGUUGAUCUUGCAGCACCAUCUCUCACUCACCGGUUUCUGCUUUCAUACUCGCAAAUCUCCAACGGAUUCAGGCUGUACACACAGAACAUCGAUGGGCUCGAGGAAAAGGCAGGAAUGGUGCCCAGGAAUGACAAGUCAACACAACUUGUAUAUCUGCAUGGAAGCAUGAAGGAGCUGGCAUGCCUGUAUUGCGGAGCAAGAGUAAACUUUGGAGAAGCCGAAAGAAAAGAAUAUGAGGCAGGAAACGAAAUCACUUGCACUUGCUGUAUACUACGGAACGAAAAGCGAGGUAUAGAACAUACAGCAGGCCUUAGGAAAAGGCCCGUUGGCGUGAUGCACACAACAAUAAUUCAUUAUGACCAGCAGCAUCCGGAGUCUGCAUUCAUUUCCAGGAUGGCACAGAGUGAUGGAUGCUGCAAUUUGUUCGUUGUCAUGGGAACAAGCUUAAGAGUGCUUGGAGUAAAGAGACUCGUAAGGUAUUUCUGCAGACUGGAGAGUACACAUGGCAGGAGGAUUCUUGUGAACCUUGAAAAGCCACCUAAGGAGUUUGCGGAGCUGUUUGAUUUCUUCUGGAACGGAGAUUGUGAUGAGUUUUGUAGAAUCGUUGGAGAGUGCCUUGGAAUCAAUGCCAUGGCAAACGAUGUUCAAAGACUUUCAAUAGCAUACUGCGAUGGCAUAAAUGAUUGCAAUAGACAAAAGCAUAUUGAUGAAUUACUUCAACACACAAACUGUAAUGCCGGUGACAAAAAUGCAAAACCCAAAACCAUAUGCAUAGAGUGUGCACAAGAUAACCCAUAA